Sabethes cyaneus is the source of this 3462-nucleotide messenger RNA. Its product is annotated as lamin Dm0-like. NCBI's taxonomy places the organism in Eukaryota, Metazoa, Arthropoda, Insecta, Diptera, Culicidae. The transcript is spliced from 6 exons. The coding region runs from base 508 to 2187 and encodes 559 amino acids. The record is from RefSeq and is a predicted model, not a curated record.
GUAAAAGUCAGACGUAAUUUUGAUGCUGGUCGAGAUGCACGUUGAACGGUUGGUUAAUCAUUUCUAUUUUGUCCGCUAACCAGAUACGGUGGUGUGUGUGAAUGCUCAGCAAGGGCGACCGAAGAAUAAAUAAAAAGUAAGAGGCAAAAGAAGCAAGAGAAUUUUAUUCAAGCAGUUUCACAACUAGGCGUGGGUUUGUUCAGAUCUGUUCGGUUUCGCGGUGCUUGAACUGUGUUUAAAAAUUUUAGCCAAAUUUCAGUGCUAAUCCUGUGGAAUAUUUUGCUGGGCGAUUGUUUUCUGCGUGAUCUACCUGUUGGUCGUAUUUUUAGUGAGGUGUAAUCUGUAUUACCAAGGAUAAAAUCGAUUUUCGUACCGCUACCAGGAAGCCCAGUGGCAAUCGUGAAGUGACAAACACCGUCUUUGGCAGGAACAAGAAGAAGAAAUAAGUGGUCUCUGGUGUAUAAUUUGGAGGUGUUUGUGAACGGUGCCGUACGUAAAGUGUAAAUUAUGUCCCAGAAAACGAAAAGAUCCGGUGUCUCGACACCGAUUCCGGUAUCGGCCAGCACUCCCGUCCAGCAAAGCGGGUCCAGCAGCGCCCAUGCCGGACGACCGUCUAGCCCGCUGAGUCCGACCCGAUUCAGCCGGCUACAGGAGAAAGCUGAUUUGCAGAAUCUAAAUGACCGUCUGGCCUGCUACAUUGACCGAGUGCGCUUCCUGGAGCAGGAAAAUUCCCGCCUCACGCUCGAGGUACGAACCUCGCAGGAAACCGUCACCCGGGAGGUGUCCAACAUCAAGUCAAUGUAUGAACAUGAGCUUACGGAUGCCCGGAAGCUGCUCGAUGAAACGGCACGCGAGAAGGCCAAGCUGGAAAUCGACGCCAAGAGGAUAUGGGAAGAAAAUGAAGAUCUCAAAAAGAGACUUGAUCGCAAAACCAAGGAAGCCGCCGACUACGAACGCAGUGCUCGCACUAACGAAGCCCGUGCUAACGAAUUGAGCGCCAAGUACAAUACGGUCCUGUCGGAACGUAAGAAAGCUCAAGAUGAGCUGAAGGAGCUGGAGAAAGAGAUUGGUCGCCUGAAGAAACAGCUCGAAACGCUGCGUAAGAACCUUGAAGAGGAAACGUUGGCUCGGGUCGACCUAGAGAACACCGUGCAAAGUCUGCGCGAAGAGUUGACCUUCAAGGACCAGGUGCACCAGCAGGAGCUCACCGAAACCAAAUCCCGCCGCCAGGUGGAGAUCAGCGAAAUCGAUGGAAUCCUAUCGGAGCAGUACGAAGCCAAGCUGCAGCAAACUCUCCAGGAGCUGCGCGAUCAAUAUGAUGGCCAGCUGCGCGGUAAUCGUGAAGAGAUCUCGGAUCUGUACGAGUCUCGCAUGCGCGAUCUGGAGAUACAGUUGAACAUCGAACGGCAACGCCAUGCCGAAGAAAAGAGUAAACUGAUGGACGAAAUCGAACGUUUGCGCAAGGAAAUCUCGCUGCAGUUGCAGGAAUACCAAGAUCUGAUGGAUAUCAAGAUUUCGCUGGACAUGGAAAUCGCUGCGUAUGACAAGUUGCUGUCAUCGGAAGAGGUCCGGCUUAACAUCACGCCCGGCAGCCAGAGUGCCGUUUUCCAGACAUCGUCCAGCUCCACCGCCGGACGUUCCGCAGCCCUUCGUCGUACCCCACAGCGUGCGGGUGCCAAACGCAAGCGUACAGUGCUGGAGGAAUCGGACGAGCGCAGUAUUUCGGACUACUCAGUCACUUCCUCGGCAAAAGGCGACAUUGAGAUCGCCGAAGCUGAUCCCGAAGGAAAGUUCGUAAAGCUUCACAACAAAUCGGCAAAGGAAGUACAAAUCGGUGGCUGGACGUUGCUGCGCAAGGUUGGCACUAAUGAAACUUUGUUCAAAUUCCACCGAACAGUGAAGGCUGACGGUGGCGCAUUUGUGACCGUGUGGUCUUCCGAUCUGGGCCAAACGCACGAUCCACCAAGCACGAUUGUCAUGAAAGGCCAGAAGUGGUUCUGCGGCGAUAACAUGACCACCCAACUGCUGAACACUGACGGCGAGGAAAUGGCAGCGUCAGAACGUGUCAAGCGCGUCGUGUCUACUGCCGCAUCACGCCACCGUGAAUACCUCGGUUCUUACAGCGGAGAAGAGCUGUAUCACCAACAGGGGGAACCUAAGGGCGAGGAAAAAUGUCGCAUCAUGUGAGAGUAAGGAGCACCCGUGGAGCGGCAUUCAGUGUAAAGUUUGCCUGUUACAAUUCAAAUUUGUAUCUUCGACAACAACAAACAACACACCUUACAGAAAUAUUUACGGACAAAACCGCGUGCCACGGGACUGCUCCGCAGCACGCACUACAGGAUAAGUAUAGAAAGCAGUUUACUACCGAUUAAAGCUAUUACUUACUACUAUUACUAACACCAACAAUCGUACAACUGAGAAGAACCGUUACUGCAAACAGAACAGACAGCGUACGAUAAGUUUCGGUCCCCCAUCACCAUGUAUUUUAGGUAAUCCUGUUCCGAUGAACAGUCAGAAGAUGAACAUUAACUAUAUUCAAUCAACAGUGUUAAAAUGUAACAAACAUCUAGGACAUAAUCUUUGCGCCACAUCAGAGAUCGCUUAAACAAAAGCAUAUAGUAAUAUCUUUCGUAGACAACUUUGUGUUUAGUGUGCGAGUAUCGAAUAAAUUUUGAUUGCUUGAGAGAAGAGAGAAACCAGUAAUGCCAUACUUUGCAGUUAACGAAAAGCGAAAACAGUCAGUUUCCUAAGCACCUAUUAUAUUAUUCGAUUCCUCUGCCGUUUUAUAGAAUGUGACCACCAUCUAGCUUCUAACAGGGUAAGCCGAACAUUACAUUUUGAAUCAAUAAAGUUACUAUUUAGCGUGUAAUACACAAACAAAAUCGAAUUAGCUUACCGUUCGAGAUAAACCAGAGUCUGGUUAAGCAUUUGCCUUUCUUUAAAAGUAACUUGGUGUGUUUUGCACCGUUGAAAAUCGAAAGAAACACAGUUUCCUGAUCAUGUGUCUUCUGUUUCCAGCUUUCGAAAAUGCUGGUCUGAAUGUCUGUUUUGUUUUUUGAGAGAAAAAAGAGACAAAUCAUCUAAAUGCAUUUCUACCUUGUGUUUAUCUGUGUGAAAGUCGUAACCAGGAGAGGAUAUAUUUUUAAGAUAAGAAAAAUCAAUUUAUACCGAAUCAAGUUACGGAAUGAUCAAACACGUACGCGUAGUCGGCAGCAGCUUUCCCCCCAGAGUAGAUGUUAAUUUGUUAACACAAUACCACACAUUCAUUCUAAACAAUCGGAAAGGAAAUUCGUCACCAAAUCGUAUAAGGUUACACCAUUUAUUUUGAGUAGAAGAUUUUCGUUUAUUUAAUUAGCGUUUGAAUCAUCGUACAUAUGAGAAGAAAAAAAACUGCAGUGCCCAAUUUCCUUUAUAUCGUACCGUUUUUUUUAAUUCAUGAGAAAAUUUUAAAAUAAACCAAAA